UCCCGCAUCCCAGCCCAGCCCGCUGGGGUGAGCCGAGGCCGGGGGCCCUCCGAGCUCGCCGUGGCUCGGGAAGCAGCCGGGAUGGGAGCGGGAGACGCCAGCAGGCUGCUGGGGAGCCGACGGCGGAGCUACGGGACGCUGCAGCCGGAUCCAUCCCACAUGGAGGUGUCUGGGUACCAGAGCCGCCCGUGGCGGGUGCUCCUGUGCCACGUGGGCUCCGUCCUCACCGCGGGGCUGCUCCUGCUGCUGUUCCACUGGAAGCCCAGCCUGGAAGUGCAGGCCAAGUGCAGACCCUGUGCCCUGGGCCAGGCCGACUGGGUCAUCAUCAGGGACCGCUUCGGGCAGUGCUUCACCUCCAGGGUGCUGCUGGAGCCGCUGGGCGAGGGCAGCCUGGAGCAGCCCCCCGGGGCGCGGCCGGAGGAGCGGCGGAGCAGCGUCGCCGUCGGAGUGUCGGACGAGGAGGAGAGCCGGGACACCCUCCGGCUCCACGAGAACGAGGAGAACGUCCUGAGGUAUUACCUGUUCCAGGGGAUGCGCUACGUGUGGCUGGAGCGGCGGCAGACGUUCUGCAGGGUCAGUGUCCUGGAUGAGGGUUGGACCUGUGCAGAUCUCCACCUCUCCCAGCCUGGGCUGGACCAACAGGACCACAGCACCAGGAGGAAGAUCUACGGCCCAAACCUCAUCGAGGUGCCCGUCAAGUCCUAUGCGAGGCUGCUGGUGGAGGAGGUGCUCAAUCCCUUCUACAUCUUCCAAGUGUUCAGCAUCGUGCUGUGGGUGUGUGAUGCCUAUUACUACUACGCCGCCUGCAUCUUCCUCAUCUCCACCAUCUCCUUGGGCUUGUCCCUCUACGAGACCAGGAAGCAAAGCACCACACUGCAGGCCGUGGCCAGGAUGUCGGUGGGUGUCCGAGUGCGUCGGCGCGGCGGAGAGGAGACGGUGGUGAGCUCGGUGGAGCUGGUGCCAGGGGACUGCAUCAGCAUUCCCGGGGACGGGCUGCUGGUGCCCUGCGACGCCGCGCUGCUGACGGGCGAGUGCAUGGUCAAUGAGAGCAUGCUGACGGGGGAGAGUGUGCCGGUGAUGAAGACGCCGCUGCCGGCCGGGGCGCAGGCGGCCGGGGCCGUGUACUCCCCGGAGGAGCACCGGAGGCACACCCUGUUCUGUGGGACACACGUCAUCCAGGCCAAGGCCUACGUGGGGGGGGAAGUGCUGGCCGUGGUGACCCGCACAGGGUUCUGCACGGCCAAGGGGGAUCUCAUCGGCUCCAUCCUCUACCCCAAACCCGUCAGCUUCAAGUUCUACAAGGAUGCCGUGAAGUUCGUCCUGUUCCUCGCCGUCCUGGCUUUCGUCGGCACCUUGUACAGCAUCCUCAUCCUGGUUAGGAACCAGGUGCCCGUGGGGCAGAUCAUCAUCCGCGCCCUGGACCUGGUGACCGUCAUCGUGCCGCCGGCGCUGCCGGCCGCCAUGACCGUGGGCACCAUCUACGCCCAGAACAGGCUGAAGAAACAGGGAAUCUUCUGCAUCAGCCCCCCCCGGAUCAACCUGUGCGGGAAGAUCCGCCUGGUUUGCUUCGACAAGACGGGAACGCUGACCGAGGAAGGGCUGGAUGUGUGGGGGUGGUGCCCCUGGAGAAACAACCGGUUCCUGCCCGUCGUCCACGAGCCGCAGUGCCUCCCGGCCGGGCCCCUGCUCCACGCCCUGGCCUCCUGCCACAGCCUGUCCCUGCUGCGGGCACAGCUCGUCGGGGACCCCGUGGACCUCAAAAUGUUGGAAUCCACCGGCUGGCGCCUGGAGAUGAUGGAGGAGGAGGAGGGGGAGCUCCCGGCCUUCCAGCAGUUUGGGAUGAAGGUCUUGGCUGUGGUGAAACCUCCCCCUGAGGAAGAGCAGCCCCGGGACAGGAAGCACCAGUCACCCCUGGGGAUCCUCCGGCGUUUCCCUUUCUCCUCCUCCUUCCAGAGGAUGAGUGUCCUGGUGAAACUCCCCAGAGAAGCCACAGCCCACGUGUAUGUCAAGGGCGCCCCGGAGAUGGUGGCCAGUCUGUGCAGGAAGGAAACUGUGCCCCUGGAUUUCUCCCAGAUGCUCCGACACUACACCACGGAUGGUUUCCGGGUCUUGGGUCUGGCUGGCAAAGCCCUGAGCACGGUGGCCACCUUCGAGGAGGCCCUGCAGCUGCCCAGGGACUCCGUGGAGAGCAGCCUGAGCUUCCUGGGAUUCCUGGUCAUGAAGAACGUCCUCAAGCCGGAGUCUGCGCCCGUGAUCCAGCUCCUGAGGAACGCCAACAUCCGGCCUGUCAUGGUGACAGGGGACAACAUGCUGACGGCGCUGAACGUGGCCCGCGGCUGCCGCAUGGUGGAGCCCCGGGAGCGGCUCGUCUUCGUCUCGGCCUCCCCGCCCGGGCACGGCAAACCCGCAGCGCUCCGCUUCCUGCCGGCCGAGGACUCCCAGGGCGAGGAGCAGCCCCAGGGCCUGGAGCAGCAGGAUGGCUCCUCCCCCCCUCCCCAGCCCUGCCACUUGGCCCUCAAUGGAAAAUCCUUCCAGGUGGUUUGUGAGCACUUUGCUGACCUGCUGCCCAGGAUCCUGCUCCGAGCCACCGUGUUCGCCCGCAUGUUGCCCGAGCAGAAGACUCAGCUGGUGUGCAGCCUGCAGGAGCUCAACUACUGCGUGGGGAUGUGCGGGGACGGGGCCAACGACUGCGGGGCGCUGCGGGCGGCCGACGUGGGCAUCUCGCUGUCCGAGGCCGAGGCGUCGGUGGCAUCGCCCUUCACGUCCCGCGUGGCCAACAUCGAGUGUGUGCCCAGGGUGAUCCGGGAGGGCAGGUGCUCCCUGGUCACCUCCUUUGGUGUGUUCAAGUACAUGGCCCUGUACAGCCUCGUGCAGUUCGUGUCCGUGCUGCUGCUCUACACGCUCAACACCAACCUGAGCGACUUCCAGUUCCUGUUCUUCGACCUGGUGAUCACCACCACGGUGGCCGUGCUGAUGGGCCGCACGGGCCCUGCCCGCGCGCUGGGCCUGGCGCGGCCCCCGGGCACCCUCAUCAGCGCCCUGGUGCUGGGCAGCCUCCUGCUGCAGACAGCCCUGCUCAUCACUGUGCAGGUCCUCAGCUACUUCAUCACCGCCUCGCAGAGCUGGUUCGUCCCCCUGAACAGCACCGUGACAGCCCCCCAGAACCUGCCCAACUACGAGAACACCGUCCUGUUCUGCGUCAGCGGCUUCCAGUACCUCAUCCUGGCCGUGGCCAUGUCCAAGGGAUACCCCUUCCGGGAGCCCCUCUACACCAACGUGCUCUUCCUGCUCGUCCUCGUCCUGCUCUUUGGCCUCAUGGUCUGGUUGACCCUCUACCCGUUGGGCUUCCCCAAAACCCUCCUGAAGCUGCACGGCAUUGAGGACCUGAACUUCAAGCUGCUGCUGCUGGGAAUCGCCGCCCUCAACUUCUUCGCCGCCUUCGUGCUGGAGACCGCCCUGGACCAUGGCCUGCUCCGCUGCUGCCGCAGGAUACGCCGGAAAAAAGCCUCCAAGAAACUCUUCAAGAGGCUGGAGAAGGAGCUGAGCCAGCAGCAGCCAGGCUGGCCCCCCCUCAACGAGCCCCUCUUUGCCACCCCCAGGAUGGCCAUGGCCCUGAGAUAGCGGGCGUGGGGCCCUCCCGUGCCACCCUCAGACGAUGGCCUUUAUUUAUUGAUCCCGGGAAAAGGAGGGAUGGCGGCGGGCGGG
Molecule: messenger RNA, 3705 nt
Organism: Manacus vitellinus (golden-collared manakin)
Lineage: Eukaryota; Metazoa; Chordata; Aves; Passeriformes; Pipridae
Gene: ATP13A2
Product: ATPase cation transporting 13A2
Biological process (GO): intracellular calcium ion homeostasis; regulation of autophagosome size; regulation of mitochondrion organization
Cellular component (GO): membrane
Molecular function (GO): ATP hydrolysis activity; P-type ion transporter activity; ATP binding
Source: RefSeq, a predicted model, not a curated record